AUGUCCAACGAAACGGUCGAAGAAGGGCAUGUCGCCGCAGGCACUGGACACAAUGAAAACCGCUCGACCUUGUACAAGAUAUGGACGAAUUCUUGGUUUCAGAUCAUCUUAAUCAGUUUCAUAUGCUUCUGCUGCCCAGGAAUGUACAAUGCCCUCAGCGGGCUGGGAGGUUCCGGUCAGGUUGACCAGACCGUCGCUGCGAAUGCUAAUGUUGCUCUCCUGGCUUGUACUGCGGGAACUGCUCUUUUCGUCGUCGGCCCUAUAUUCGAUCGUGUUGGACCCAGAGUUUGUCUCUUGCUUGGAGGAUGGACCUAUGCAUUGUAUUCCGGCAGUCUCCUGUGUUUCAACGCAACCAAUAACGGCGGAUUCGUGAUCGGCUCUGGUGCCAUUCUCGGUGUAGGGGCAUCUUUCUUGUGGGUUGCACAGGGUGCGAUUAUGACGACCUACGUUCCCGAGUCACAGAAGGGUCGCGCAAUCGCAGCUUUCUGGAUUAUCUUCAAUCUUGGCGGUGGCGUCGGGUCUCUCGCUAGCUUCGGCCUCAACUUUAAAUCGACGACCGGAACUGUCAGCGACGCAACAUAUAUUGCUUUGCUUACCAUCAUGGCCUUCGGAUGGGCGCUGGGGACUCUCAUCUGUCCACCAUCGUAUGUUAGAGUUGCCCAGAUGGAGGUCACACCGGAGAGCGAGAAGAACUUCCGUCAGAUUCUUCGCCAUUCCCUCCAGACUAUCUGUAACUGGCGGGUGUUGUGUAUGCUGCCCCUCUUCUUCUCGGCCAACGUGUUCUACUCCUACCAGCAGAAUGCUGUGAACGGUAUGAACUUCAAUAUCCGGACUCGUUCGCUCAACGGUUCGCUUUACUGGAUUGCGCAGAUGCUGGGUGGUCUCGUCAUGGGUCUCAUUCUCGAUAUUCCAGGUGUCAGUCGACCCAACCGCGCUCGCAUCGCUUGGGCGUUCUUGUUUGUCACUGGAAUGGCCAUCUGGGGUGGAGGUUAUAAGUUCCAAGUGUGGUCUGAUCUCCGUCUGGAGCAGGGCCUGAAGCAGGAUAUCGAUUACACAGACGCUGAUAUCUCAGUGGGCCCGAUGUUCCUCUACAUCUUCUAUGGCGCCUAUGAUGCGUUGUGGCAAUCAUUCUGCUACUGGCUUGUUGGUGCCCAGUCCAAUUCCCCAGCCACAGCAGCCGUUCUGGUUGGAGCGUACAAGACCUUCCAGAGCACUGGUGGUGCAAUGGCGUGGCGCAUCAACGCCAUGGAGAAACCCGCAAUGACCCAAUUCGCUAUGAACUGGGGGCUUUGCAUGGGCUCGUUGGUUGUCGCUAUCCCGACCGUGCUGGCUAUCACUCUCACCAGUGAUAAAGAAGCAAUAGCAGUUAAUGAGAAGGACUUCCCAGGCGCGGAGGAGCCCCGGGGAGAGGUGGUGAAGACUUGA
Messenger RNA from Penicillium mononematosum, 1425 nucleotides. RefSeq names its product putative MFS transporter. The coding region runs from base 1 to 1425 and encodes 474 amino acids. Gene Ontology annotation, molecular function: transmembrane transporter activity. The transcript has 3 exons. The record is from RefSeq and is a predicted model, not a curated record. Gene Ontology annotation, biological process: transmembrane transport. NCBI's taxonomy places the organism in Eukaryota, Fungi, Ascomycota, Eurotiomycetes, Eurotiales, Aspergillaceae.